Messenger RNA from Musa acuminata AAA Group (dessert banana), 1532 nucleotides. Its product is annotated as probable xyloglucan endotransglucosylase/hydrolase protein 23. The coding region runs from base 194 to 1036 and encodes 280 amino acids. Gene Ontology annotation, molecular function: xyloglucan:xyloglucosyl transferase activity; hydrolase activity, hydrolyzing O-glycosyl compounds. NCBI's taxonomy places the organism in Eukaryota, Viridiplantae, Streptophyta, Magnoliopsida, Zingiberales, Musaceae. The transcript has 3 exons. Gene Ontology annotation, cellular component: apoplast; cell wall. The record is from RefSeq and is a predicted model, not a curated record. Gene Ontology annotation, biological process: xyloglucan metabolic process; cell wall biogenesis.
AGCAGUCCGCGUUCCGAAGCCCCACCAUUGCUAUCUCCUGCCCAUUGCCAACCCAUAGAUCUGUGGCAACCUCCCAUCCUAUAUAAACGCACCAUUCAACCUCACUCCUCACCACAUCCUACUACUGCUACUAUCACUGUGUUAAUUCGGGCAUUGGUUCAGCUACUUUUGCUCCACUGCCGCUGUUGGUAUCAUGGUGAUACGGUUCUUCCUGAUAGCUUGCUCCUUGGCGGCCAUCGCCACGGCAGGCAACUUCUACCGGGACUUCGACAUCACCUGGGGUGACGGCCGCGCGAAGAUCCUCGAGGGCGGCCAGCUCCUCACCCUUACCCUCGACAAGACCACCGGUUCGGGAUUCCAGUCCAGGAACGAGUACCUCUUUGGCAAGAUCGACAUGCAGAUCAAGCUCGUGCCCGGUAACUCCGCCGGCACCGUCACGGCUUACUAUUUGUCCUCGCAAGGGCCGACGCACGACGAGAUCGACUUCGAGUUCCUGGGCAACCUCAGCGGCGAUCCGUACACUCUCCACACCAACGUGUUCACCCAGGGAAAGGGGAACAGGGAGAUGCAGUUCAAGCUCUGGUUCGAUCCCACCAAGGAUUUCCACACCUACUCCAUCCUCUGGAACCCAAGACAUGUCAUCUUCAUGGUGGACGGCACGCCAAUCCGAGACUUCAAGAACCUGGAGUCGAGGGGCAUCGCGUUCCCCAAGAACCAGCCCAUGAGGAUCUACUCCAGCCUCUGGAAUGCCGACGACUGGGCGACCAGAGGCGGGCUGGUGAAGACCGACUGGUCCAAGGCGCCGUUCACGGCGUCGUACAGAGACUUCAGGGCUGACGCUUGCGUUCCAUCUUCUGCCGCCUCCAGGUGUGCUUCCAACGCGGCUCCCGGCAACAGCGGGUGGUGGAACCAGGAGCUGGACUUGACAGGCCAACAGAGGAUGAAGUGGGUGCAGAGGAACUACAUGGUCUACAACUACUGUAGUGACCUCAAGAGGUUCCCUCAGGGCCUGCCGCCAGAGUGCUCCAUCGCCUGAGAGAGAGAGAGAGAGAGAGAGAGAGAGAGAGCAAGCACUGUUAUUCUUUGAUUGAUUUUAAUCUUCUUAUGUAGGCUGCUGAUAAAUAUUCCAUAUUCUCUCUCUCUUUAUCUCUGUCUCUCAUGGUUAAACAACUUAAGAGGGCCAAAAAGCUACCGUAAUGCUAUAGAAGAAUAAUCGAAAACUUUACAAGGCCAUCAAGAUCAAAUUUGGAGGAGCCCAAUGACCCGACUAGUCCGAAUGGGUUGAACGGAGGAGGUGGUCCGAGCCUGACUGACUACACCGAAAUCCGAAAUCAAUCCUUAGCAAAGGGGAACAAGGGCCCAAAUAUUACAUGAACAGCUGGAUGGCAUGUAAUGACCGGCUUUUUUCUUGUUUUUGUGAUGUUGCAGAUGGUGUGUAUGUAGAUAGAUAUGUAUCACCCACCUCUACAUGUAUAUUCUGGAUGUCCAGGUUAAUCAUAAACGGGAGGGGGACAACGGGACUCAUUUCUUCA